AUGUUCUGUUCUGUCACAUCACCAGAUCGAGGAGCUAAGCCACUGGCACGCGGAUCUAGGUUCUGCUGCAUCCUCUCAUUACGCGAGAGGUCUCUGCUCCAUGCCAAAUCUUCGAUCACUAUUGAGAAGCUAAGCCACUGGCAUGCGGAUCUGGGUUCUGCUGCAUCCUCUCAUUACGCGAGAGGUCUCUGCUUCAUGCCAAAACUUCGAUCAUUGACGCUGGGCAGUUUGAAGCUGAGUGAUGAGUUCUACUCAACGAUGGUCACUGAGGCAUCAAACUCAAAGAUUGAGGAGCUAAACCACUGGUCCGCCACUCUGGGUUCUGCUGCAUCCUCUCAUUACGUGAGAGGUCUCUGCUCCAUGCCAAAUCUUCGAUCACUGGGUCUGUACAUCAUGGAGCUGAGUGAUAACUUCUACUCGACGAUGGCCACUGAGGCAUCAAAAUCAAAUAUUGAGAAGGUAAACCACUGGCACGCAGACCUGGGUUCUCAUGCAUCCUUUCAUUACGCGAGAGGUCUCUUCUCUAUGCCAAAUCUUCGUUCACUGGAUCUAAGCACUGUGAAGCUGAAAGAUGAAUUCUACUCGACGAUGGCCACUGAGGCAUCAAAAUUAAAGAUUGAGGAGCUAGAGCACUCGAACGCGGAUCUCGGUCCUGCUGCAUCCUCUCAUUACGCGAGAGGUCUCUGCUUCAUGCCGAAUCUUCGUUCACUGAAACUGUUCGAUGUGAAGCUGAGUGAUAAGUUCUACUCGACCAUUGCCUCUGAGGCUUCAAUAUCACAGACUUCCGUCAUUUAA
Molecule: messenger RNA, 795 nt
Organism: Strongylocentrotus purpuratus (purple sea urchin)
Lineage: Eukaryota; Metazoa; Echinodermata; Echinoidea; Camarodonta; Strongylocentrotidae
Exons: 6
Coding region: 1-795 (264 amino acids)
Source: RefSeq, a predicted model, not a curated record